This is a messenger RNA of Ostreobium quekettii, 1701 nucleotides long. The record is from the annotation of a GenBank genome assembly. Lineage: Eukaryota; Viridiplantae; Chlorophyta; Ulvophyceae; Bryopsidales; Ostreobiaceae.
AUGGCGGAUUGUUAUCCCUCAUUCUCGUGGCGCACCCUGAAAGGGAAGGGCGCUAAAAGGAGGGCUAUGAGGGUGCUGGACGGCGACCUGAUGCGGCCCGUCCAGAUGAGCGCCACGCGUGUGUCCAACGGCUGUGCAUCACGAGCCUUUGGGGCCUUCAAAUCGAAAGAAAAUGGUGAUGAACUCAGGAAGAAGAACCCAAUGAGAAAGUACUCCAACAAGAGAGCACGUGCAGGACAGGCUGUGAACCCACAAGGGCAUGUUGUACGACAGGGUCAGUUGGAUUCUAGGGAGCACCUCAUGAUACAGGGGAUCUGGGGUAACGACAAGCGCACAGAAGGAGGCAGGUUAUUGGGUGCUGGAAAGUGCAGCGACAGCGAUAGAAAAGCUGGAUGUGCAUCAUUCGCAAAUGAAAAGGUAGCUGAUCUUGACGAUGGGUGUGAUGAUGUGUUUUGCAAAAAGAAUGGGAUCUCAGGGAAGAAGCGCAAAGAUAGACAGCGGAAUAGAGACAGGAGCAGUCCAUGUGCUAGUAAAAGAAAAGCUCUGCAAGCAGAUGAUGCUAGUGAGUCAAUUAGAGCCCUGAAAAAGAAAAAGAGGACAACUGCAUCAAAUCCUGAGUGUGGACAAAAACGUGAAGUCUUUGCUGCUGGGGAGGUAGUUGUUGGCUGUGGGGAUGAUUCAGUCCUUCGAAAAACGGGGCCAAAGGGCAGGGAAAGGAAACGCACUGCAGGAAAUGACACUCUCCGAGGUCGGGACACAUCUGAGGCUGUGUCUGAUGAGCCAGGAGCGGCUGGAGUAGCAGCGAAAUCGAAAGCAAAGGAACAGAGCGCACAGAGUGAUGCAAAAAGGAAGGACUGUGCUGUCGAGAACACGAAUUUCGCAUCUGAUGAUGCUGAUGUUGAUCUGGCUGCAGCCGCUAAGAAAGCCUGCGAUGCACUACAUGAGGAUGGACGUGAAGAGAUUGCGAAUGAAAACAAGCAAGUGCAAAAGGGAAGGAUCGCUGGCUUCAGCAGACCAAGGUCUAAAUUGCUGGCAAAAUUGCAUGACCGACUGAUGAGUGGACAUUUCCGCCACAUCAAUGAGCUCUUGUACAUGAGGUCGGGGAACCAAUCCUAUGAGAUGAUGCGAAAGGACAAGGAACUUUUUGAGGCCUACCACAAAGACUACCAGCAGCAGAUGAAGUGCUGGGCGAAGCAGCCUGUAGAUCAAGCCAUAGCUUGGCUGAGAAAGAGUCCCAAGGACUGGAAGGUGGCAGAUUUUGGUUGUGGAAAUGCCAAGUUAGCGGCAAGUGUUGAGCAGGAAGUCACGUCGUUGGAUUUGGUGGCCUUGGCACCUGGCGUGAUUGAAUGCAACAUGGCUGACACGCCACUCACGAAAGGAUCCCAGCAUGUUGCAAUCUUUUCCCUUGCACUGAUGGGUACGGACUACUUCCUCACCCUCCAAGAAGCCGCUCGUGUCCUUCGCAGGGGCGGCAUACUGUGGCUAGCUGAGGUUCGGAGUCGCUUCAUGGGCGAUGAUGGCCACGAGGCGUACGAUGAUUUCAGCAAGGCAAUGGGCGCCCUUGGGUUCAAGCGGCUGCAGCUGAAGAAGCCCAGCGAGCUGUUCGUGGUGAUGGUAUUCAGAAAAACGGGCAAGCAGGGAUCUGCUUCCAACAAGAGUGUCUGGCCGGUCCUCAAAGCGUGCGUAUACAAGAAACGGUGA